AACUGAUAAUCUGCCAACGCGUCACACCGUCUACGCUUGAUAUCAGCCAAACGGCAAUAUUUCCCCUUACUGCCAAGAAAAAGAAACAGCGAAUCCCUCGGGCCCCGUUAUUAAAAGAAGGCGAUGUCACGCCGGGCCCUCUAGAUCCUGUACCACUCAAAAGGGUACAUUUCAAGUGCCGCUUCAACGAUGUUGACCUCAUCUCCGAGGCGGGAAGCCCUUCCCUUCGGCUUCGUCGCCGAUGUGCUCUUUCAGAUCAUCAUCAAUGGCGAGGUGAACACCAUCUUGACGCUCUGCCGGUUGAACCGCGCCACAUACGAGACCAUCAAGAUGUUGGAGCCGCAUAUCUGUGGCUGGUUUAUGCGCUUCCAUGCGCUGGAAUUCGACCCCAUUCUUACCCUUAACCCGUGGACGGGAGAGCAGAGCACACUAACUGUGCACUCCCUCGUAAGGUUCUUCCAGCGCCACAACAUCGCCAAGGACUUAUCACGACAUAUUGUACCAUCAGUGUGGGGACCUUUCUGCGAUGACGGAACUCCAGAGAUGGACUUUGAAGCGGAGUUACGCCUUGCCAACCGGUUGGAACGAGGGUUACACGUCCUCUUUCACAUGGCCGACAUUGCGCGUGACACCGAAAGGCUGAAGCCUAGCAGGAAGCCACUGGCCCCUGUUGUCAGUGGGCGUCUCUUCGUGCUCGGCAAGAUGUUGGACGAGUAUGAUGAGCUUCCCCAGCACAGGAAACAGUUGAUGUCAUUCGAAGAGUACACCAACCACGUCUAUACGGUUCUAAAGUGGGGAUAUGUGGAGGCCGAUAUUGGCCGCAGGCGGCUAGAGUUCCGAGGAUGGCUUGACGAACAGACCGAGAUCGACUUUCACGCGUCUCUGCGAAUGUUGCGCGAGCUCAUGGAGCGCAUGCUUCUCCGCCACGGCCCCAAGGACUGGCACCGCGACGCCAAGAACGAAUAUAGCGUCAUAUCCUGGUUUCUCCUGAAACAACCGCCACGGUCACUGGCGAAGCUGUUCUUGAGUCCUCAGAACGACUGCUGCGAUCUUGAUGUGAAAGCUACUGAUUGCGGUGUUAGGAAGUGCCAUUUCUCAGACCCGCUCGACAACUACUGGAAAGCCUGGAAGAAUGUGCCCGACCUAGGCUGCCAGGAUUGUGACUGCAAGCGACGAGUCAGAAGUUGGAGCGUCAAGCCUGCACUCAUUGAUGCCCGAGGAAGAGAGUUUAAUCGUGCUGCAGAGCGAUACCUGAGGGAGAUGUGGAGUCAGCGACACGUCGGCCUCCAUCGUGCUUUUACCAUGGGCGUUUUCACCACAGUUAUUGGAUGAGCUGGGAUCAUUCUGUCAUAUUAUUCUUAUCUGAACGAACUUGGAAGAGAAC
Messenger RNA from Aspergillus costaricaensis CBS 115574, 1384 nucleotides. RefSeq lists its product as uncharacterized. Lineage: Eukaryota; Fungi; Ascomycota; Eurotiomycetes; Eurotiales; Aspergillaceae. The transcript is spliced from 2 exons. The record is from RefSeq and is a predicted model, not a curated record. The coding region runs from base 190 to 1332 and encodes 380 amino acids.